CACACUCUUUAAGUUUGCUUGGUGAUCUCCUUUACAAAACCAUGGCAGGAGACCGGUCAGAUCAUCGGGUGCUGCAGUAUGAACAAAGUCUUAUGUAUGGGCGCUACACCCAGGAGCUCGGGGUGUAUGCCAAAGAGGAGGCUACUCGGCUGAAGGAAAGUGGGGAGAAGGUCAGUCAGCGAAGCCGGACACUGGAACACGACAAUGGACGCUGUGCCAAGUUCGGCCCAUUUCGCUGGCUGAGGUUCCUGAUCUCAUUGAUCGGGGAGGACUGGAUCUUCUUCUUCCUGUUGGGGAUCCUCAUGGGCCUAGCCAGCUGGGCAAUGGAACUGGGCAUCAACAUGCUCCUAAAAGGACAGAAGUGGGUAUAUGGCAGACUGGACAGUAAUGGGUUCCUGCAGUACCUGGGCUGGGUCGGCUAUUCUGUUGCUCUCAUCGUGUUUUCUGCCGGCUUCACCCAGAUCGUCUCCCCACAGGCUGCUGGUUCAGGGAUUUCGGAAAUGAAGACCAUUCUACGAGGAGUAUUACUGAAAGAAUAUCUCACCUUCAGGACCUUCGUGGCUAAAGUCAUCAGUCUCGCUUUUGCCUUGGGUAGUGGUAUGCCCCUUGGCAAAGAGGCUCCCUUUGUACACAUCGCCAGCUUGUGUGGCGCUCUCCUCUGCAAGUUGCCUGUGUUUCGAGGAAUCUAUGAGAAUGAGUCCAGGUACAGAGAGAUGCUAGCAGCAGCCUGUGCUGUGGGAGUAGGCUGCGUUCUUGCUGCGCCCGUAGGAGGUGUGCUCUUCAGUAUUGAAGUAACAUUCACAUUCUUUGCUGUGAGGAGCUAUUGGAGAGGGUUUUUUUCCGUCACCAUCGCUGCCUUCUUUUUCAGGGUAUUGGCUGUGUGGUACAAAGACGAAGAGACCGUCACAGCCCUUUUUAGAACCCAUUUCCAGGUAGACUUUCCCUUUGACCUCAAGGAGAUGCCUGCCUUCGCUUUGCUUGGUAUUAUCAGUGGUUUUGGUGGGGCUUUGUUUGUCUACCUAAACCGACGGAUUGCCCUGUUCAUCAAGAAACAGAAGCUCUUCAACACAUUCCUCAUGAAAAAAUGUCUUGUGUAUCCAGUGAUGGUCUCUUUCCUCAUUUCGUCACUAUUGUUUCCUUCUGGUUUUGGACAGUUUAUGGCUGGAGAGCUGACACAGAACGAGGCUUUGGUCACAUUACUGGACAACCGCACAUGGACUAAAGACGGCAUCGCUGAAGAGUUUGACUACAUUGGAAACGCACGAGUCUGGAUGCACCCACAAGUCACCGUCUUCGGCACACUGGCCCUUUUCACCAUAAUGAGAUUCUGGAUGUGUGCCUUGGCCAUCACCAUGCCAGUGCCCUAUGGAGCCUUCAUGCCAGUACUUGUCAUUGGGGCCGGCUUGGGGCGUCUGGUUGGAGAAUGCAUGGCAUACUGGUUCCCGGAAGGCAUUCAUGCAGGUCAUGCUAUCUAUCCCAUAGUGCCAGGAGGCUACGCUGUGGUGGGUGCUGCAGCUUUGUCCGGAGCAGUCAGCCACUCAUUUUCCACCGUGGUCAUGGUGCUUGAGUUGACUGGACAGAUCUCCCACCUUCUGCCGGCCCUGAUAGCAGUGGUCCUGGCCAACCUUGUGGCCCAGUCCCUGCAGCCCUCCAUCUAUGACUCCAUCAUCAAGAUAAAGAAGCUUCCCUAUCUCCCAGAGCUGGGCUGGGGUCAGCACGAGGUGUAUAACAUUCGUGUGGAGGACAUUAUGGUGCGCGACGUGCAGUACAUCACACUCAGCUGCAGCUACAGAGACUUGCUAAACAUCCUAAUGAAAAGUCGACUAAAGGCUCUACCCCUGCUCACAUCAGCUGAGUCAAUGAUCCUGUUGGGUUCCAUUGAGCGUACCCAGCUCCAGUCGCUGCUCUCGCAGCAGCUCAGCUGUGCCAGACGUCUGCAGUGCAUCAAAGAACGAGGCGCUGAGGCGAAGAAGCUCCUCUCCACUGAGUCGAACCCACCCAGCAAUAACAACAGCAGCCUGCAGACAGGCCCGGAGGAAGGCCACAUCCAGGUCACUAAUGAGGAGCUGAACCCGCCGCCUGUGGUGGAGCGACCCACUGAGCUUUCCAACAGCUCACGAGAUGAAUCAGGAGUCACACUGAGAAGCAUUUUCUGUGCUAGUUCAGAUGCAGAAGAGGUACAAGAUGAUCGAGAUGUUCAAGAUCCCACUAGUGAGAUUACAGACUGGGAGGCAAGGCAACUUGAUGAGAGGGUCAACUUCAACAACUGCAAGAUUAACCCUGCCCUGAUCCAGCUGCUGGAGUGUACAUCACUGCAUAAGACCUACACCAUCUUCUCUCUGCUGGGCCUCGACCACGCCUACGUCACCAGGAUCGGACGCCUCAUCGGGGUGGUUUCCAUCAAAGAACUCCGUAAAGCCAUAGAUGGCUCAAUGACUCUGAAAGGUGUGAAGGUAGCCCCCCCUAUGGCCACCUUCAGGAACAGCAGCUUGAGCAGCAGCCAGAAUGAGACCACCUAUCUCCAAGCUGUGAGGCCACCAGAAGAGCACGUCACCGAUGCACCAAAGCACGUCUGCUGACGUGACCAACGGCAAGUCUCGGGAGGAGAAGGAGGAAAUGUCAAAGUGCUCAAGUCUUUAAUCUCCCAAAGCUACACGUGCAAAAAUCAAAUACAGACAGUGCAAUGUGUAUAGGUCUGUACAUUAGGGGGGCAGAUGCCUCAGCUUUUGUGUUUUCCUGUUUCCACUCUCAUUCCUUUCUUCUUCACUGACAUACCUAAUAGUCAGGUGUUAAUUGUCAUAUAUUAUUGGUUAUGUCUUAAUAGUCAGGCUGAGAGCUGAACCUGUGCAAGCAGACGUGCUCCCUGCCAGUGAUGGAGGCACCUGUAGCUAAUUUCAUCCUGUCGCCACAGCUCUCACAGGCAUAGAAACACACCUGGAUUGUUGUCCAAAUGCUCAUUUCACAAGUGCCUCCUCUUCGUUAUCACCAGGAAUAAGCAGAGAGUGUGAGUGUGAUAAGUGAGGUUUUCCCAAAGGAGAGCAGGGGCGCGGGGAGUCAGUUUGACCACAUUCCACUCGUACUAAAACUUUAACCACAUGUGAAUUUUCCACGUACUAUGUAGUAUGUUCAGAUUAAGGCUUAACUGUUACAAUUUCAUUAAAGAUGAAGGAUUUGAACUAAAAAAAAUUUGAUGUGAUAUUUUUCAGUUUCAUGACUCAAAAUAGUUGCUUCAUAUUUACUGAGGGUAAAAAUUGCUUCUUUUUGUGUGGAGUUUAACCCUCACCCAACCAGACCGAGUCGAACAAUAUCCUGACCUAUCUCACCUUUACACCAAAAUCAGACAUUGUGUUGUCAAUCAACAGUGAAUAAAUGCAUGACAUUUUAACAAA
Maylandia zebra (zebra mbuna) is the source of this 3389-nucleotide messenger RNA. Lineage: Eukaryota; Metazoa; Chordata; Actinopteri; Cichliformes; Cichlidae. The record is from RefSeq and is a predicted model, not a curated record.